AUGGGCAGCUCCAGCGUGUCUGCAAAUGCCUCCCAUGGAGACGAUGGCUUGACGAACGGAUUCCAUCCCGGAAACUGCUUCCCGGAGACGUCUGAGAGCUACCCUUAUCGAAAAGCAGUGGGGGAGAUCAUCAGUUGCAAAGGUAGGAAAAUAUCAUAGUAUCUUCGAUACUCCUUCCUCGCUUCUCUUCCAAACCAGUCGGUCUGCAUUGUGUAGCUGCGGUAGUGUGGGGCCCCGGAGAGCCAUUCGUGAUCGAAGAGAUUGAGGUCGACCCCCCACAGAAGAUGGAAGUUCGCGUCCGAAUUCUCUUCACUUCCAUUUGCCACACCGAUCUCAGCGCCUGGAAAGGAGAGGUAUAGAGCCUUAUUCGAGCGAAGCACAUUCUGCGCUGCGGGACUAAGUUACGCGUUGCAUCGGAAUUCUAAAGUUCUUAUGUUUCAUAUCGACAGAACGAAGCCCAGCGCGUCUAUCCCCGAAUACUGGGCCACGAGGCAUCUGGGUACGCUUGCUCGUCUCUUCUAACUUCACCAUCUGUCCUCUGUCCCUCUGUAUCUCGCUCGCUCCAUCUGUUUAUCUUUCCAUGAGUAAAUCGUUGAUCCACCGGUAUGUAGGGUGGUGGAGAGCGUCGGAGAAGGGGUGACGGACCUGAGGGAGGGCGACCACGUUGUUCCCAUCUUUGCCGGCGAGUGCGACAAGUGCACGUACUGCAAGUCCAAGAAGACCAACUUCUGCGAGACGUACCGAGUGAACCCGUUCAAGAGCACCAUGAUUGGGGACGGGAAGACGAGGUUCUUCACCGCCUCCCAACGGCAGCCGAUCUACCACUUCCUCAACACCUCUACCUUCAGCGAGUACACCGUGCUCGACUCGGCCUGCGUCGUCAAGAUACAUCCCAACGCUCCCCUGCACAAGAUGUGCCUCCUCAGCUGCGGUGUCUCCACUGGUAUCCAUCCUGAGGAACCUAAUGGGGACAAUCCAAGGACAAGGAAGCUGAUGAGGUGACGAUUUUGAUCAGAAAUUAUCGUCAUCGCGCAGGGGUCGGAGCAGUGUGGAACACAGCAGACGUGGAGGAGGGGUCAACGGUGGCAGUAUUUGGAUUGGGCGCCGUAGGACUUGCGGUUAGAAUCUUCUUCCUUUCGGUUUUCUCCCCAGACUGUCAGAUAUUCAAGAAAACCUGCCCACUUGAUGAUACACCACGUAGAUCUCUGACGUCUUCAAAUCAACUCCACUUGAUGAUACUUAGGCGCCUCUUCCUCUGUCUACAGGUUGUAGAGGGGGCCCGGGUGCGAGGAGCCUCUCGGAUCAUAGGGGUCGACACCAACUCAGAGAAAUCCACCAAAGGUAACUCAAUCAAACUGUGGGCGAAGUUCGGAAGCAGCGCUUUUCUGACUACGGAGACCGCUGACAAUCGUUUGACAUCUGUCUCCGAACCGCAGCGAAGGAGAUGGGAGUCACCGAGUUCGUCAACCCCAGAGAGCACUCCAAGCCCCUGCACGAGGUAAACCCAUGGGGAUUCAAACCUUGACAUAAGCUGGACCGGUUUUGUUUUAAAAUUCUUUCGAUUUAUUCAUAUAUGCUUUACUGGCCCGCCAUGGAAGGCUAGAGGUUAACCACUGCCAUUAACGUCAAGGGACGACCACGACAUUGCAGUAAAAACUAGGGCAACUGAUAGUGUGCCGGCUCGUCAUUUUUCCUUAAUGUUUUCUGCAUGGCGGCCAACACGACAUGUCUGAGAUCCCAAAGAAUUGAGCCGUUGACGCGACCCAUGGCCGUGCAGAUGUUAAAUAGCAUGACGGAAGGCGGCGUUGACUACAGCUUUGAGUGUGUCGGUAGCGUGGACGUCCUCCGGGAGGCCUUCUUAUCGACCCACGAUGUAAGCUUGAAAGUCCCUCCUUUUCUGGCUCGCCAAGGGGGGUGGUCACCUAAAUAACCGAGUGUUGGGGUCGGCGUUUUGCAGGGCUGGGGGGUAUGUGUGGUGCUGGGGAUCCAUCAGUCUCCUCGGCUACUUCCGAUGCACCCCAUGGAGCUGUUCAACGGCAGGAGGAUCGUCGGAUCCGUCUUCGGCGACGUGAAGGGGAAGACCCAGCUGCCGGACAUGGUCCGCAAGUGCAUGGACGGGGUUAGCUCCUUCUCUUCGUCAUGUCUUACACUAAUCACCAGUUUUGACAACGGGGGACCUCUCUCUCUCUCCCCCUAUAAGAAAAAUUGUGUAUAUAUAUAUUUUUCGCUUAUCGGGUUUCUUUUCUGUCUGCUUCAGGUCCUAAAGGUGGAUAGGCUGAUAACCCACGAGCUACGCUUCGAGGAGAUUAACACUGCGCUGCAAUUGCUAAAGGAGGGGAAGUCACUGCGGUGCGUGCUUCGCCUGUGA
Molecule: messenger RNA, 2368 nt
Organism: Spirodela intermedia
Lineage: Eukaryota; Viridiplantae; Streptophyta; Magnoliopsida; Alismatales; Araceae
Source: the annotation of a GenBank genome assembly